Messenger RNA from Cuscuta epithymum, 2485 nucleotides. The record is from the annotation of a GenBank genome assembly. Lineage: Eukaryota; Viridiplantae; Streptophyta; Magnoliopsida; Solanales; Convolvulaceae.
AUAAAAUCCGUUUUUUGUAUAAACUCAAAGUAUACUGUUUUUCUAGAAAACAGUUUUUAUAAAAACUGUUUUUUAUUUAAAAAGUACAAAAAAAAAAAUUAUAAACUUUUUUUGAAAAAAAAGUAUACUGUUUUUAUAAUUUUGUAAAACUGUUUAUAAAAAUUGUAUAAAACUCAUGUAUCUAAAACAUAAAAAAAAAUGAUGGCCUCUCAUGUAAACUUUGCAAAAAGUUUAACGAACAUGUUACUUACAAUUGUAAAUGUGUAUAAAAUAUUAAACUGUAUAUAAGUUAAAUAUGAGGGGUCCAAUAAUUUGUAAUAAACAAAUCAUAUAAUUUAUCAAUGAGUUGACCCAGUCGAUCGAAGAAUCGACCAGUUGGAGCUUAUCAAUGAGUUGACCCAGUCAAUUCGUUGAUAAGCUCCAACCGAUCGAUUCUUCUGGCUGCGGCUUUAGCCAUCGACGGACUCUCCCAAACGCAUGUACUUACAUUAUGUCGCUACAUGUGAUUUAGCCCAUCCAUGGUUCAAUCCGUAGCCCAAAAAAUCGCCCGGAUAGAGCUUAUCAAUGAAUCGACUGGGUCAACUCAUUGAUAAGCUCCAACCAGUUGAUCCUUCGGUCGACUGUGUCAACUCAUUGAUAAUUAUAGGAUUUGUUUAUUAGCAAUUAUUGGGCCCCUCAUAUUAAACUUAUACACAUUUUAAUAUGUUAUACACAUUUUCAAUUGAUAAUACUUAUAAAAAAAUUAAUCUUCUAUUACAAUCACACUAACAAAAACCAAAAUAAAUUAAUGUAUUUUAGAUGACUGAUGAACAAUCGACAUCGGCCGCCCAGCCCAACUUUGCGCCCAUGACCGAAGCCGAGGGCAACAAUGAAAGAGCUGUUUGGGUGACCCCAGCCCAAGUUGCUUUGUAAGUAGUUAUCAACAAACCAUAAGUCAAUUAAUUUUAUAUAAUGUCAAAUAAUCCAACCAAAUCUCAUAUAAAUAAAUACUCUUAAUUUUUUGAAGUGACAAAACAGUGUUUCAAGGCAUAAAAAACAUAAUAGGAGGACACUUUCUUGGCAUUUGGGCCUCCUACUCCGAUGUUGAUCCCAAGGUCCGCGAACUAUUGUGGAACCUAUUUAAGGUAAAAAUAAAUGAAUGUUCCCUGCAUAAUUGUAGUAGUCUAAUAUAUAACAAAUGAUUAAUUAAUGCAACUUUUUUAAUAAAGGCUCGCUAUCGCUGGACUCACGCAAACGGUGCUGAUAUUCUUAGAGCCUACAAUUAUAGGAUUUCGGCCUGGCUUCGGCCCACUUUUAAGCGUGCCCGAAACAGUGGGAGAAAGCCUAAAUGGGUUUCGGAUGAAGUGUGGACCAACCUUUGUCGCCACUCGUCUUCGGAUCCGAAAUUCUUGGCCAGAAGUCAAUCCGGUAAGAAAAACCGGAUGUCCGAGAAGGCCUUGGAGACGCAGUGGCAUGGGGGUCGCAAAUCCCAGUAUGCCCAUAAAGAAACUCUUGCUGGUCCUGAGAAGAAGAAGAAGGUUAAUAUUCUCAACCUCGUCAAGCAUUGCUGGACAAAGCACGGUGAGGAGUCUGAAGCCAAUCUGCCACCCCGCCUCGCUGAGUUCGAAGUAUGUAACAUCAUAUUUUGUUAUUUAGUAACAUUUCAAAUCUAAGUAUGUAAUAUUUAAAAAAAAAUGCAGUCGAAGUACAAUGAAUCCGUUGACAGGCGGCGUGCGGAGCGAGGCUUGACCCAGGAGGAUGAGCUCGAUUCCGAUGCGGAUGAUGAGGCGGCCAUUGAGGCGGCCGGGGUUUACAAGGGUCGGGUUCCGAGCUUGGGAGCUGAGGGGCAACGGAUUUUGUAUGAUCGAAGCACCGGCGCUUCCUCUUCUCAGUCAAGGUGCGGAGAAGAUCCUCGUAUGGCCCAAAUGCAGCGUGAACUGCAGGAGCACGAACGGCGAUGGGAGGAGCAGCGGAAAAGAGAGGAAGAAACAAAAGCCCGGAUGGAGGAGAUGGAACGGUUCAUGCGUGCCGGAUUCCAGCCUCCGCACCAGCCUUUUCCUACCCCGUACGUAUUCCACCCUGAGCAAACUCCUCAAGUUCCGCACAUGGGCGGUAAGGGUCUUUUCUCCAACUCCGGAUACGGUGGCAUGCCUAUGAUCUCCCCGAAUUUCGGAUCUAUGUCCUUUGAUUUUGCGAGGUCAUCCGGAGGAGGUAGUGGUACACCAAGCCAUGGAGCCCGAGGAGCACCCCGAGGAGGAUCACGAGGAGGAACCCGACCCGAUGACCCCGUGCAGCAGCCCGAAGACCCCCCCGUGAACCCAGAUGAGUUUCUUGUUGAUGAUGAUGAAGAUGAAGAAAAUCCUAAUUUUUUUCAUAAUGGAGUCCGACGAUGAACAGACAUGUAAUCAUCAUACAUUUAUACUUUGUUGUAUGUCAUAACAUUUAAAAGUUUGUCAUAAUAUUUAUUAAGUUUGUUGUAUGUCUUUUAAUUGCUUUACUCUUUAAA